AUGCUCAUUCAGCCACCUUUCGACUUCAACACAGCUGACUCCGGCCUCUCCACUGUCAUUGUCGCCGCUUCCGGUGCCGAUUGGACCAUUGCUAUGUGCAGUCCAUCGAGCCACUAUGUCUCGCUCUUCGUAUCGCUAUUAUGUGUCGACAUUCGAGCCGCAAUGGAGUACCGAUCUCAAAAGGGUCAUGCAACUCGGAAUCGGAAAACUCAAAAAACUAAGGGUCAUGCGACGGAGUAUUUCACCGACCGGCGCAAGAUCGGGGAGGGCGUCUACGGGCCGGUGUACAAGUGUCACCUAGACCACACGGCAGUGGCGGUGAAAGUUCUCCGGCCAGACGCGGCCCAGGGGCGGUCGCAGUUCCACCAGGAGAUCGAAGUGCUGAGCUGCAUCCGCCACCCGCACAUGGUGUUGUUGCUGGGUGCCUAUCCGGAGUACGGCUGCAUCGUGUACGAGUACAUGGCCAACGGCAGCCUCGAGGACCGCCUCUUCCGGCGUGGCAACACGCCGACGGUCCCCUGGAAAUACUGCUUCCGCAUAGCCGCUGAGAUCGCCACCCCGCUACUUUUCCUCCACCACAUGAAGCCCGAGCCACUCGUUCACAGGGAUCUCAAGCCGGCCAACAUCCUUCUCGAUCGGAACUACGUCUGCAAGAUCGGCGACGUCGCGCUCGCCUACCUCGUGCCGCCCUCUGUCACCGAUAGCGUGAUGCAGUACCGUGUCACCUCCACCGCUGGCACUUUCUGCUACAUCGACCCGGAGUACCAGCAGACGGGGAUGCUCGGAGUGCAGUCCGACAUCUACUCCCUCGGCGUCAUGCUGCUGCAGAUCAUCAUCACCAAGCCGCCGAUGGGGCUCACCCACCACGUCAGCCGCACGAUCGAGCACGGGGAGCUCGAAUCCAUGCUCGACCCGGAGGUAGCCGAUUGGCCCGUCCACGAGGCGCAGCGCUACACUGAGAUAGCGCUCAAGUGCGCGGAGCUCCGGCAGAAGGACUGGCCGGAUAUGGAGAAGGCAAUUCUGCCGGAAUUGAACCGGCUGAGGGCGCCAGGAGAUUGCAACUUCGUCUUCUACCUCAUCAGGACUCCUACGGAUGGUUCGCCUGGCUGUCAAGUUUCUCAUCAGGUGAACCAUUUCAUCGCACCCUAA
This is a messenger RNA of Zingiber officinale, 1149 nucleotides long. Its product is annotated as U-box domain-containing protein 52-like. The coding region runs from base 1 to 1149 and encodes 382 amino acids. Lineage: Eukaryota; Viridiplantae; Streptophyta; Magnoliopsida; Zingiberales; Zingiberaceae. Gene Ontology annotation, molecular function: ATP binding; protein kinase activity. The record is from RefSeq and is a predicted model, not a curated record. Gene Ontology annotation, biological process: protein phosphorylation. The transcript has 2 exons.